UUUAAAAUAAAAUUAUGUCCGCAUGUGCGGACAAACCACCCAGUACAUCAUUAUUUUGUAAGUAAAAAGGUAAAAAGUAAAAAAAAUGAUAACAUCCAAAAUAAUCUUUAAAAUAUAGAAAAUCUAAAUGUAAUUAAUGUUCUUUCAAUUAUGCAAGUGCUUUUUUGAUUACAUCUGUGAUUAUUUUUAACAUAAAAUAUGUAAAAGUAAACUUUUCAUAUGAAAUAUUAAAAAAUUAAACAAAUACGCCAUUUAAUUAUUUAUAUAUACAUAAAUGCAUUCAAAUAGAUAAAUUUGUUGAAUAAUGUUUUGAGUCUAUUAGGCUUUAGUAUUUGAGGCCCAUUAAUAAGGUUUCUAGAACACAGCUAUAUAUAUCUUGUGCCAUCUCUAUACCUAGUUAGCAGUCAUACACAGAAAAUCAGAUUUGUUUUUUUUGUAGACAUAUCUCUGUAAUUCUUCCAUCAAUAAAAAUCUCUUUACUCGUAGAAAUAGUCAAUUGGUAAACCAUAUUAAAUAUAAGUGUUUUUUUCUAUUUAUCUGAUCUGUUAAUUUGUUUUUUCUAGUAUCCGUCACAGCAAAAUCUAUACAAAGAUGAAGAAAAAUCUAAUAUAUUUCCUGGUCUUCUUGAUCUCAAUCCACAAAAUAGACUCUAUCCUACUCUUUAGGCAUUUUAAUAUUGAUAUUCAAAAUAAACUUGGAGAUAACCAAAAACUAAAGGUCUAUUGUAGAGACAAAAAUUCAUUCACCGAAGUUGAAUUUCUUCCAUUCAAGACCAUACUGGAGGUUAAAUUUAUAAUCUACCCAAAAACUUUGAUAUGGUGCAAUUUAUGGAAGGGACCUGACUAUGUGCAUCAUAUACGAUUUACUGCAUUUAUUGAGAAUUUCAUACAUGACUUUUGUGGGAGUAUGAAGCCUGAUGUGUGUUUCUGGCAAGUGCAAGAUGACGGUGUAUGGUUACGUCAUAAUCCAACUGGUAUCCUUAAGCUUAUGUAUGAAUGGGGUCAUGAAGUUUGACCUAUGAAUUUAUUUUGUAUUUUCUAAAAUAUUGUCAUUAUUUACCGAGAAUUUCUUAUUACAUUAAAAGUUUAAAACUAUAAUAAACGUAAACUAUGUUAUUGAAAAUUUU
Raphanus sativus (radish) is the source of this 1126-nucleotide messenger RNA. Its product is annotated as S-protein homolog 21. Lineage: Eukaryota; Viridiplantae; Streptophyta; Magnoliopsida; Brassicales; Brassicaceae. The coding region runs from base 592 to 1014 and encodes 140 amino acids. The record is from RefSeq and is a predicted model, not a curated record. The transcript has 2 exons.